Messenger RNA from Eruca vesicaria subsp. sativa (arugula), 396 nucleotides. NCBI's taxonomy places the organism in Eukaryota, Viridiplantae, Streptophyta, Magnoliopsida, Brassicales, Brassicaceae. The record is from the annotation of a GenBank genome assembly.
AUGGGUAAUGUAACACUGUUUACAAAGAAGCAUGGUGUUGUGCGAGGUGAGGAAGAUGCUGAGACGGUAUACGCUUGUAUCGACUUGGUAUCAACGAUAAUACAGAGGAAACUUAGGAAGAUCAAGGAGAAGGACUCAGACCAUGGAAGACACAUGAAAGGUUUCAACAGUUUGAAGAUUAUGCGUACCAAGUACUUUGAGAUGCCAGCAUUGACUCUGGAGUUAGUAGCUCAUGAUUUCUACGGCUUCCUGAAUGAAGAAACAGGUGAGAUAAACAUCGUGUACAAGAGAAGAGAAGGAGGGUAUGGUCUGAUAAUCCCUAAGAAAGAUGGCAAUGCUGAGAAAGUUGAGCCGCUUCCAACAGAGCAAUUGAAUGAACACUCUUUUGCUGAGUAG